AUGGGAUAAAUAAACCCAAAAUAUUCACCACCUUCUCCAGACAAAUUAAAACUAACUUAUCAGAUAAGAAACUAAGCAAAGGUAUUAUAAUUACUUAUCUUUUAAGCCUAUUACCUUAGUAUUUGAUUCUUAAUUUUAAGCUUAAGAAAUUAAUCAAAAUGAUUGGGAUCUAGUAAUUUCAUCAAUUAACUUUAAAAUUGAUAAAAUUAAUAAGCUUCAAAAACUUCCAAUAAGUAAACGAGACUUGUUAAUUACCUAGAUUUUAAAGCUUAAUUAAUUCAAUCCUUCAUGAUGAACAAAUCUAUUGAAACAGCCCCUUGUAUAAUUGGUUCUGAAGAAGGACUCCAAGAAUUAUUAAUAUAUUUAAGAACUCUCAAUAAGGAAGAUUUAUAAAAAUUCGUUGAGGAUAAAUUAUUGAUAGAAUAAUUGAGGAAUUUAUUAAAAGUUGAAUGUGAAGGAUAUCAUGAUAAAGAAGUAAAUAAUUUAUUCAUCAACUUAAGUGUUUAAUAUUAAAUAUUAUAUUGCAUUGCAUCUAACAGAAUAGUAGUUUAGAUUUAGAUUAACCAAUUUUAAAUGAAUUAGCAGAAAUUUUAAAUCCAAUUCAUUCUGUUAACUUUAGCUUACUUUUAGAAAUCUACAUCUCUAUAUGUAAAAAUUAGACAGAUGAAAAAAUAAAUUAAAUUUCAUUAUCAUGGAUGGAAAUGAAAAGAAAUGGUAUGUGGAAUUAUCCAUUCGAACCAUUUAUUUAAAUUUUAUAAUUAAAUAAAAGUGUUUUUUCAAUUAUGAAUAUGGUUAGAUUUAUAAAUUAUUUUAUGGAAGCUCAUGAAGAUGUUGAAUAUAGUAAUAAAUUAAAAACAUUACUUAUUAAUUUUGGUUUAAGAUUUUUAAUUGAAGAUGUCAAAGCUAAAAUUUAAAAUGGUUAUUAUAAAAUAGAACAUUGCACUUAUGAGUAUAUGGAUGAAAUGUUAUUAGAAUAAUAUUAGCAUUAUAAAAUUAAUCCAUCAGCUCGAAAAAGAAAAUUAUUACCUCCAGAUGGUAAACCAGUUGAAUUAAGUGUUUGUGCAGCACUUUGUGCAGACUUAUUUAUAGAUCUCUAAGAUUUAGAAGCCUAAAAAAAAUUUGAAAUGGCCCAAUAAGAAGCACUAGCAUAAAUAGAUGCUUUUUUAGAAUUAACUGAAAAAAUAUACUCUAAAGUUAUGAAGCCCAAAAAAUUAGUUAUUGACAAAAAGUCCAGAACUAAAAGAGCAGGAUCUAUAACAACAUUUCUAGAAGAAGAAAGAUCAAUUAAAUUAAGAAUACCUGAUUUAGAUUAUCAAAAACUUCUUACAUAGAUAAGAGAAGCUACUUUAUUUCCUUAAGUUUUAGAUGCAUUCUAAGAUUAUUUAUAAUCAGCUGCAAAAAUAGGAGUUAACGUUAUCUCAUAAAUAAUGUCUGUAGCAGUUGACAAAAUGGUUGAACUUCGAAAGAAUGAUCCUCUAAAAUUAGAUUUAUUGGCAUCUGAAGCUAAAUGUACUCAACUUGAAAAUUAAAUUAGAUCUCAUAUUAAUGAGAAGGCCAAGAUGCAAUAAGAAGUAAUUUAGCUGAAAGAAAAAUUAGCACAUGCCGAUAAAUAUAUCAAAUAAAUGGAAUUAAAAUUGUAAACCUAAGCAUAAGUUAUCCAGACUUAAAAUAAUCAAUCUAAAACACAAUAAUUACCUCCUCCACCUCCUCCACCACCUCCACCACCAUUACCAGGUCAAACUACAAAGAUUAUUACUCCACCACCUCCACCACCUCCACCACCUCCCCCACCUCCUCCUUUACCAAAUUAAAAAUCUUAAGUUCCUCCACCACCUCCUCCUUUACCUGGCCAAAAAUUAUCUGGUCCUCCUCCACCUCCUCCAUUGCCUGGUUAAAAAAUUGGAUCUAUUCCUCCUCCUCCUCCACCUCCACCAUUAUCUGGAUAGAAAACUGGAUAAAUACCACCACCUCCACCACCUCCUCUACCUGGAUAGAAAACUGGAUCUAUUCCACCUCCACCUCCUAUGCCUGGAUAAAAAUCUGGUCCUCCACCUCCACCACCGCCUCCUGGAUAAAAAGGAAUGCCUCCUCCUCCACCACCUUUUGGUGCAGCUAAUGCAGCAGGUUUAGGAAUCUAACAAUAAGUUGGAAAAAAAAAAUAAAAUCCUUCAAAAACAAUGAAAUAAGUUCCUUGGGUUGUAAUAAAAGAAGAAAAAAUUAAAACUACUAUUUGGGAAAAGAUUGAUGAUUCAAAAAUUAAAAUAAAUACAUCCUUUUUAGAGGAAUAAUUUUGCAAGGUUGAAUUAACAAAAGCUACUGGAAAUGCUUUACCUUCUUAAAAAAAAUAAAUUGUUUAAAAGGUUUCUUAAUUAUAAGCUGAACGCUAAAAGAAUGUUGAAUUAGUUAUAUCCAGAUUAAAAAUCAGUUCAUUAACCUUAAGAGAUGCCUUUUUAAAUAUUGAUACUCAAAUUUUAACAGAAGAUAAAAUAGCUAUGAUAAUUAAUGCAGUUCCAGAAAAAGAGGAAUAAGAAAUGUUUUUACAUUUUAAUCCUCCUGAUCUAUCAUUAGUUGCAACACCAGAUUUAUAUUUUAUGGAUUUGAGUACUGUUCCAUAAAUUAAAUUAAGAGCAGAAGCAAUUGUUAUCAAUUAUGAAUGGACAGGAUUAUAUGAGAGUGUAUAAGCAAAGUAAAAUAAAAUUGAAAAUGGAAUCUAGUUAUAAUUAGAGGAUAAGAAAUUACAAAUAAUGUUGGAAUAUUCAUUAGGUUAUGGUAAUUAUUUAAAUGGAUAAUCAACAAGAGGAGGAGCUUAUGCAUUUAAACUUGAUAUUAUGAGUUAAUUAGAUGAUGUUAAAUCAAAUGAUAAUAAAACAAAUUUAUUAAUUGUCAUAAUACUACACAUAGAAUCAGAUUUAGGUUAUUCAUUAUACGAUGAAUAAUUUCUUGCAAAAAUAGAUUACGAUUUUCUAUGCAAAACUCCAAUAUCUUUACUAUAAUAAGAUUUAAAUGAAUUAAAAAGAAUGGAGAGAGUUGUAGAGAGAGCUAAAAAGAGUCAUGGAGAAGAUUCAAGUGAUUAAGCAGGAGUUAAGUAAUUGAAUAUAAAUAUCAUUAGAUUUAAAGUAUUAUAAGAAUAAUUACAAGAUAAAAUAAAAAAAUUGGAAGAGAAAAAUGCAUAUUUAGAUAGCAGAUAUAAAGUUUUAUUAUAGUAUUAUUGUGAAGAUUCUAAAUUGUAAUCAGAUGAAUUCUUUACAAAAAUUGAUAAAAUAUGGAAAGAUUAUUAGAAUGUAUUUUUGAUAAAUAAUUUAUAAGGCUUUAACCUAAAUUGCUAGAAUAAAAUCAUAAGAAUAGAAAUAAUAAAGGGAUACAAGAAAAAAGAUGUCAUAAUCUUGCACACUUGAAGCAUUAUAAUAAUCAAAUGAAAAUUAAAAAAAUUAAUAAUAAGUGAAAUAAUAAAUUUAAGAGACUAAUUCAGGUUCAAAUAAAAAAGAUGUGAUGGAAGAAUUAAGAAGAUUGUAAUCAAGAAAGGCAGAAUUAGCUGCAAAAAGAUAAUAAAAGACUAUAGAAAUUGAAUGAAAUUGAAUUAAGGGG
Paramecium sonneborni is the source of this 3585-nucleotide messenger RNA. The record is from the annotation of a GenBank genome assembly. Lineage: Eukaryota; Ciliophora; Oligohymenophorea; Peniculida; Parameciidae.